Messenger RNA from Meloidogyne enterolobii, 1014 nucleotides. The record is from the annotation of a GenBank genome assembly. NCBI's taxonomy places the organism in Eukaryota, Metazoa, Nematoda, Chromadorea, Rhabditida, Meloidogynidae.
UUUUCAAAAAUGCAACCUACCCCUCCCAAGAAAAUUAAAAUCACCCCUACUGAGAGUCUUGACUUCUAUGUUAAAAAACUCGGUCAUGAGACCAAGUUUACCCAAAAAUUUAAUCUUCUUAAGUUAUCAACCAAAUUCAUAAUCACAAAUGUUUCCAAUAAUCCAGAAGGUUUACUAGGCUCGAUUUUUGAGUAUUGUAUCGAUCAAUCUCUAUUAGAAAAUCAUGAACGACAAAUGGAACCAGAUCAGCUAGGGUGUAUAAUUUCGAGUCAGAACCUUGACUCAGACAUUUGGAUCCCGGUUCGAGAAAUCACGUCCAACACAAUUGAUUCAAUUUUGAAUCAAUUCCUAAAGGUUGCCCAGAGUAAGAAACAGGAUAAUGGUAUGUUAUGGGGGGCCCCUUUUCUUGUUUCAAUAACAACUAUACAAAGAGAUGGACUUAAUUCUAGAACCGUGCAUGGUAGCGGUAGAGAGCUACAAACAAUUCAUCAUAGGAUUAAUGAACAAAACCUUAUAAAAAUACGAAAUACUGAUACUUACUGUCUCUUCCACGCUUUGAUGGCUACUUUUGUUCACGCAAUAUUUUCCUGGCCAAGAUGGAAAUUCUAUGAUUAUCUCCAUAGUCGAAGGGGGAUGAAACAACUUCUCGAAAACGAUGUAUUAGAGCUAAUGGAAGAGAUUGGAGCUGAAUUUAAUCAAGAGGUGUACUGCGCUGAAGAAUGGGUCCCACGGGUGGUUGACUUAUGGAAUACAGUGAACAGAGGAUGGUUUAAAGUUUAUAUAUUCGGGGAUUUGGGGGGAAAACCUAUUUAUAAAUACGGGCCUGAUAAUUUUGAUAUCCCUAUAAUUUUGUAUUAUAAUAAGGAACACUUUGAUGGUGUCCGCAAGGUUAGUGACUUAUUCGGUCAACCCUACUGUUUAUCUUGUGAAAGCGUUUAUAAUAGGAAAUUGAACCAUGCAAUUUCGUGUAAAUCUAGAUGUCUUAACUGUUCAAGGGUUGGCCCAGGGGUGUGA